AUGACACAGCUGCGAACUUUCUUGAUUCGCAACGGGUUGUCGAUUCUUUUCAAAGAAGGUCCAAUUGCCUAUAAAACCUACUACCUCAGGCAAAUGAAGAUAUGGAAUACAUCACCAGGAAAGCAGAGACAACUCAGUAAGAUGUUGGAUGAAUGGGCAGUGUACAUAAGAAGGAAAUACGGGAACAAACAUUUGUCAUCAUCAAUCUACUUGAGUGAAGUUGAGCCUUUUCUUGAACAAUAUGCCUCUAAUGAAGAAGUAUGGAGCCAGAUCUUGGGGUGGCAUAUCCAUCUUACAAUACAAAACAAAACCACAAUAGAGGUAAAAUUGUGCAGAAGCAUUUCUUAUGCUGUAGUUGCUGCUCAUGCAGAUCAGACUAGUAGGAGGAAAUUAGCACCUUUCCAGGUUCCUUUGUUACUAGGCAUUGGGGAAGAAGAUACAGCCCCGACUAAGGCAACUGAAAGUGGCGAUACUGAUCUUGUUUAUCUUGUUCUCUUUCAUAUAUGGCAGAAGAGACUAGCAUUGGAAUUAUUUGGAAUGAUACAAGCUAGACCUAUUGCGCACGAUCUAUUCAUACGAGACUCAAGAUAUCAUAUUUUGGCAUGGCUAAAAGCUUUGGAGGAAACGAGACUCAAGAAAAAGUAA
Molecule: messenger RNA, 645 nt
Organism: Lactuca saligna
Lineage: Eukaryota; Viridiplantae; Streptophyta; Magnoliopsida; Asterales; Asteraceae
Source: the annotation of a GenBank genome assembly